Messenger RNA from Dentiscutata erythropus, 162 nucleotides. NCBI's taxonomy places the organism in Eukaryota, Fungi, Glomeromycota, Glomeromycetes, Diversisporales, Gigasporaceae. The record is from the annotation of a GenBank genome assembly.
AUGCGCUGUAAUUUAGAAUUUUUUGAAGAGGCCGAAGCAACUAAUAGAAGAAAUCGUGAGCUAGAAAAUAAUCUACAUUUAUUAGAGCAACAGAAUGAAGAAAUCGAAGAAUUGGCAAACAAAAAAGCGAUACUUUCUGAAAUUGUCUAUAUUAUAGAUUAA